AUGGCUCAUAUUGUGAUAUUUCUAGUUUGUUUUCUUGCAAUUGCCUCAUUUGUCAAGGGAUAUGGUAAAGGAAAGUGGAUCAAUGCUCAUGCUACAUUCUAUGGAGGUGGUGAUGCCUCAGGGACAAUGGGUGGUGCUUGUGGUUAUGGGAAUCUAUACAACCAAGGUUAUGGAACAAAAACUGCAGCUUUAAGCACAGCUUUAUUCAACAAUGGAUUGAGUUGUGGAUCUUGCUAUGAGAUUAAAUGUGUGAAUGAACAUAAAUGGUGUUUGUCAGGUUCUAUUAAAGUAACAGCAACCAAUUUAUGUCCACCUGGUGGCUGGUGCAAUCCUCCUCUUCACCACUUUGACCUUUCUCAGCCUAUUUUUCAGCACAUUGCCCAAUAUAGAGCUGGAAUUGUCCCUAUUGCUUAUAGAAGGAUACCCUGCAGAAGAAAGGGAGGCAUCAGGUUCACAAUCAAUGGACACUCUUACUUCAACUUAGUACUUGUGACUAACGUUGGCGGUGCUGGUGAUGUUCAUGCUGUAGCCAUUAAAGGAUCGAAAACACAAUGGCAAUCUAUGUCAAGAAAUUGGGGCCAAAACUGGCAAAGCAACAGUUUACUAAAUGGACAAAGCCUUUCAUUUAAAGUUACUACUAGUGAUGGACAUAGUGUAGUCUCUAAGAAUGUUGCCCCUGCUAGUUGGUCUUUUGGGCAGACAUACACUGGUGGACAGUUUCAUUGAAAGG
Solanum tuberosum (potato) is the source of this 730-nucleotide messenger RNA. RefSeq names its product expansin-A10-like. The record is from RefSeq and is a predicted model, not a curated record. Gene Ontology annotation, cellular component: extracellular region. The transcript is spliced from 3 exons. Bases 1 to 726 code for a protein of 241 amino acids. Lineage: Eukaryota; Viridiplantae; Streptophyta; Magnoliopsida; Solanales; Solanaceae. Gene Ontology annotation, biological process: plant-type cell wall organization.